Messenger RNA from Aplysia californica (California sea hare), 1587 nucleotides. Its product is annotated as ribonuclease P protein subunit p14. The record is from RefSeq and is a predicted model, not a curated record. Lineage: Eukaryota; Metazoa; Mollusca; Gastropoda; Aplysiida; Aplysiidae.
CACUCUCCACUCCACUACACUCCCACUAGCCUACUCUCGGUUCUCAGUCACUGCUGCACUGUGACUAUCAACAAUCUUCUGGAAUUGUACGAUAUGAGAAUGCCAGAAGCGAUGAGUACAACUUCAUACCGGACCAUAUCAGUCAACUCACAGCCUUAUUUGUAUCUGAGAAUACAGUUAACUGUGGAAGGCGAAGAUGCUGACAAGAUUACCCCAGUUCAGUUCAAAUUUUUGAUUGUGCAAGCCCUGAAAGAAAAUAUGGGAGAGGUGGGUGCUGCAACACCUGUCGAUGUGUUGAAGUUACUUGGACAGGGAAUUGCUUUGUUGAGGAUGCCAAACAGGAAUGCUGAGCGACUGUGGGCGGCACUGACACUGUAUGGGAGAACACCCUCGGACAAGCGAUGUGCCUUCAGAGUAUUACAGGUGUCACCUUUCCUUAUGGGCUUAGCUUUUGACUCGAGAGAGGGCAGAUGAUGAUGAUGGCGAUCUUUAAGUGGAUUGGAUUGUAGAGGCAGCUCUUGUUGGACUGGGUUUUAUUUUUUUAUUUUUUUCGGGAGGGUACUUUGCUCAACUCAUGUUCAACAAAGACCAGGACUCUCAAUGCUAUUUAGUUCUAUCAGUGGGAUAUUACUAUUGAUAUUACUUGUUGUGCCUGAUGAAGUUCUGGUUUUUAUGGAAAACACACAUACAUAGCUAUAUAAUAUUUAUCUAUUAUAUGUGUGUGUGUGUGUGCUUCAUUUCCAUUAUUUCUAUACCACGCUUGAGUGUUGUGCAAAGAACGAAGAAAACAUCCUUGAGAACAAAUGUUUCUUAUUUUCUUCCCAACAGUAAGGUAGCUAAAAUUUUAAUCUUAUACUUGAUGGCCAAAUGUCUUUUGAGACCCUUGUUCAUAUUAUAGAUUUUUUUCAUUUUUUUGUCCAAUGAUACUAAUUACAAUGCUUAAUCAUUGAAAUCUAAUUACAUAGACUCGGAUUACUUUUGAGUUAUCAAUGCCUUAUGUUGUGUUGUGUAGGAAAACUUUUGGCCUUGUCAUUGGUUUGUUUCUAAACUAUAAAUGUUCUCGUGUUGAUCCUAAGAAAGGCAAACUUUUUUAUAGGCUGAAUGCAGACUUGUUUUUUGUUUGUGUAUUGUUGUCAGUUGGUGCUUACACAGAAAAUGAGGCCAUUUGAUAUAUCAGAUCUGAUUUUGAUUUGCUUGAUGAAUUGCAGAUACUAUUUCUUAUGGAUGGUCUGAAUGAUAUGGGGAAUUUAUGCAUGUAGUUUUUGGUGAAAGGAGUACAUUUGUUAUAGCGUGCAUCUUUUUUUAGUCUUUAUGUGAGAUUGAGCAGAUAGAUGGAUUAUAUUAUACUGUGAUUUUGUCAUAUAUUUCUUUUUAUCGGAUGACUUAAUGAGGUUGAGAAAUUUUGGUGGUUUGCUGUGGUGAGAAGUGAGAGUUUUGUCAUGGCAUGUAUGGAUUAUUUUUAUGAGUGUGUUCAUGAGUAAAUGCACGGAUGUACUAGUAGUGUGUAUGUCUUUCUACUCCAUUAUCAUUAAAUUGAACAACAGCAUACAGAUUUAAUUAAAAUUGACUUAAAGUUCUGUUAAAAUG